AUGAGGGGAUGCCUCACAUGUCGUCUGCGCCAUCUGAAAUGUGACAAAUCUGGUUCGAAAUGUUUGCGCUGCCAAAGAUCUGGCCGUGAAUGUGUGCCGGCCCCCGGCAAAUCUGAAGAGGUCUCUUUUCGCCAUGGCCAAAAUCCUUCCUUGCGGGGAAAGGGACCCCCGAGGUACGGCGAGAGUGAUCUCGCUUUCCCCGAUGAUCAGGUGUGGGUUGAAACGUCUGCCGACUUCGACUUCAAAGAUGAAACAGAGCAGACCGCAGCUGAAUAUCAUGUUGUACCGGUGACAAGGCAACUGUCACCUGGAAGAUCGUCCGAGGAGGGUUCGACUCCUUCCUCUGCGAUGGACUCCUCCCUGACGACUCCUAAUCUCACUAUCCCUCGUUCGAGUUAUUUCGACUCGAGGUCUAAUUCGGGCACUCCUCGCUCUUCAACCACGCCCAUCGGCCAGCCGAGGCUAAGUAAUGUCAGCGAAGCAUACUUACUUCGCCAUUUUCAGAAGCAUCUUGCUCCUUGGCUUGAUGCAUGCGACCCUAGCCGACACUUUUCCACAAACGCUGUUGAGCGCGCUACUCACUCACCAUUAUUGCUUUAUGCAUGUCUAGCUGUGUCCGCAUGCCAUUUAUCUAAAACAACCAGCACACUCGCCAUAGAUGUUGCACACGCCUAUCAUGAGCGCUGUAUCACGAUUAUGCUCCCGGUUCUCGACAAACCCGAAUUCGACAUCAGCAUCGACAUCCUCCUCCCAUCAACUGUGAUCCUUCGAUUUUUCGAAUCUAUCUCCGGUACGCCUCGCCUCGUCACUGCAAAUUCCGACGCUAAUGCCACCACAGCACACAGUCCCCCUCAUGACGCACAGCGUCAUCUCCUGGCCGGCUCCGUCUACAUCAGCUCGCACGUCGACUGCGCUAUCUCCGGUGGACUGGCUUCGGCUUCUUUCUGGAUGUUCGUCAUCCAAGACAUUCAAUUCUCGCUUACGUACCAGAAAUGCCUCCGGUUGACUUUUGCGCCCUUCGACGAGGGUCUCCGCCGUUGGUGGAGCGCCAAGCCCACCCUGUCCGAUGGUGACUGGACGAACCGGGCAAUCUGGCUGUUGGCCGAAACUGUUGACUUUUGUUAUAAUAUCUCGGGCCGAAACCAUGAUGGCCGACUUGGCAGCGCGGUUGAGACUGCGCUGAGGAGACGUAUAUUCGAAUGGGAGCUAGAGAGGCCGAAUACUUUCGCGCCGUUGCAUCUUUCUGCGCCAGAUCCUGGGAGGGGGAAGCCUUUCCCGGUGGUCUGGUACACAAGCUUGUGGCAUGCAACUGCAAUCCAGCAGAUCUGCAUGGCCAAGGCAUUGAUGCUUAUUCGGGAAUUGGAGUUCUAUGACCGCAGCAUGUUGCACAUGGAACUACCCAUGAAAUUGAAGGCCGAUCUCACUGAAAACCUCCAUUUCAUGUUCGGCAUCGCUGUAUCUACCGAUGACGAACCUUCGCUGCGUAUUACAGCCUGUCAUGCAUUAUUUGCUUGUAUCGCUUGGGUUGAGGAUCCUCUGGUUCAAAGCCAGCUGUUUGAUCUGCUUCGUCGCACAGAACGUGAGAACGGCUGGCCGUGGGGUUAUGUGCAACAUCAAGUCGUACAGGCUUGGAGGCCAACCUUAUAG
This is a messenger RNA of Penicillium brevicompactum, 1647 nucleotides long. RefSeq names its product Zn(II)2Cys6 transcription factor domain-containing protein. NCBI's taxonomy places the organism in Eukaryota, Fungi, Ascomycota, Eurotiomycetes, Eurotiales, Aspergillaceae. Gene Ontology annotation, cellular component: nucleus. Gene Ontology annotation, biological process: positive regulation of transcription by RNA polymerase II. Bases 1 to 1647 code for a protein of 548 amino acids. Gene Ontology annotation, molecular function: transcription cis-regulatory region binding; zinc ion binding; DNA-binding transcription factor activity, RNA polymerase II-specific. The record is from RefSeq and is a predicted model, not a curated record. The transcript is spliced from 8 exons.